GGUUAAUCCAACAGCUUUAUUAAUUCAUGGAUAUGGGAUAAUAAAUUCUAUUGGAAAACUUUGUGUAACUGUAUCUCAUCUUAAUGUAUUUCAAUGAAAAAAAAAUUACAACCUUGCAUCGAUUUUUUUUUUAAAAAUUAUUGUGUGUGUAAAAAUCAAUCUUGCUUUCCAAAAAGUGAAUUAUAGACCACCAUUGCUUGCUCCACAGAAUCUGCUUUUCCUGCUCAAGUUAAAAAUUGUGAAAAUUUAUGGCAGAAAGCCAGAAAUGGUGUGUAGUGCUAUUGUUUUAAAAUUAAUAUUGCAUCAAAAGUGGGGUCUUUUUUUCAAUCUUUUUCUUUCAUAAAAAUAUUCUCCACUGCAGUUCUUAACCUUUUUUAUUACCUCAAAAGAAGCCUUGGCUUAGGUUUCUUAUGUGUCAACAGUGUAAUAGUAACUUUAGUCUGUGGACCUUUAAAAUACAACGUAAAUCUUGGUCCUUUUCGACAACAGAAAAGUCUUUAACGAUUCUAAACCGAGAACAAAAUGAACAAAUAUGGGUGAAGCAAAUUGAACUACACAAAUCCCAGUUAUAGAGGCUCUAGUCAUACAUGGAAGAAAAGAGUGGAAACCCCCUAAAUGGGAAGGCAUAAAGUACCUUCAAAGGAAAGAACGAUAGUCUAUAGAAGGAUAUAUUCCUUACUUUCGGUUUUGUAAAAGAUUCACCAACAAACCACACAAACCAAGCGUUUUAACCACGCCUUAUUUGUCUUUCCAAAUUACACCACUACCCUCAUUUCAACUGCAGGUUUCUCUUAUCAUCUUCAAACCAAAGAAGGGCAUGGUAGUAAGUCACUUCAUGUCAAAAGCAAUUCCAUGUUUCCAUAUAUUGGUAUGGCCAAUAUGGGGAGUACUGAAAGAAGAGAGGAAUUCAAUUAAGAUGGAUCAAGAACAAGUUGAAAUGGUUGGGAGAAUGUUCGUGGAUCGGUACUACCAGCUAUUCGACAACGAUAGAGCUUCGGUUUCUUUGUUUUAUCAGCCUAACUCAAUGCUCAACUUUGAAGGCCAGAAAAUACUUGGUGUUGAUAACAUAUCUUCUAAGCUUAAUCAAUUACCCUUUGAGAAAUGCAGACAUGAUAUCAGCACCGUCGAUUCGCAGCCCUCGUCUACUUCAACCGGUAGCAUUGUGGUGUUUGUUAGUGGCAGCCUUCAGUUGGUAGGGGAAGAACACUCCUUAAGAUUCAAUCAGAUGUUUCAUUUGGUUCCAAUUGGACAAGAAAGUUUCUUUGUGCAGAACGAUAUAUUUCGCCUCAAUUAUGGCUGAGAUUGGCAUUACUACAAUAUUUAUUGUUGUCCUAAUUGAAUAAACAUUAUACUAUAUAUGAUGCACAGUUUAUUUCUUUCUAAGGCUUUCCUCAAAAUUAUGGUUAUGCGCUUGUAAUGUGUAAAAAUGAGUAAAUUUAGCCACAUAUAAUUAAGAAUGUGUGUAGUAGCAAUAUAUGGAGAUAAAUUCUUAAACUACUUACUAUUGAUGUUCA
Messenger RNA from Cannabis sativa, 1514 nucleotides. RefSeq names its product nuclear transport factor 2B. The record is from RefSeq and is a predicted model, not a curated record. Gene Ontology annotation, biological process: nucleocytoplasmic transport. The transcript is spliced from 2 exons. Lineage: Eukaryota; Viridiplantae; Streptophyta; Magnoliopsida; Rosales; Cannabaceae. Gene Ontology annotation, cellular component: nuclear pore central transport channel. The coding region runs from base 818 to 1300 and encodes 160 amino acids.